CUUGAGGAAGACGAUUCUGACAGACGACGCAAUUCGGGCACAGAAAUCCCUUGGAAAUCGUACUUAAAAGUUUGAUACAUUAGCCAUUUUGCAAUAUUUAUAAUAACAUUGGUGAGCUCUGAACAUAUAUAUGUAAUAUCAGUGAAGUUGUGACCCCGAAAAUGAAUUUCUUCGUUCGAAUAUUCUUGCCCGCGCCAUUAGCGAAACCUUUGCUGCAAACGUGCCGGAACUCUCCCGUUGUGUGUCGGACACAUGUGGCCUCCUGCUGGCGCUGGAGAAUAGGGAAAGAUGACGGAUCCUCCGUGAGUCUUCGGUCUACUGCCAAAAGAAGAUAUCACAGACAACUUCUACAACAUUUAAAUGAUUGGAAAGAUGAAAGCUUUAAUGUCAACCUCUUGAAAAGGAGUAUCACUUAUCAUCAGGAUGGUAUUGUAGCUAUCAACAAGCCUCCUGGAUUGGGUGUCUCAGGAAGAGGAAAUGACUCUUCUACACCUUUGACCCUUGCCAGUAUGAUGUCACAUAUAGCAGACAUCACAGACUGCCCCUCCAUAGAGAUAGCACAAGGUCUUGAGAAAGAAGCAUCAGGUCUUGUAUUGUUGACAGAAAACAAAAUGGCUGCUGAAGAACUUCAGGAUAAAAUCAAGGAGGCCAGAAAUAGAAGACAAUUCAUCAAAACUUACCAGUGCAUUGUGUGUGGAAUACCAAACAGAAAAGUGGUAAGUGUUUCAAAAAUGUACCUUGGGACAGAAGUCAUCGGAGGAAUGAAUCAGACUGUUGUGAGACAUGAUCCCUCUGGGAGGCAAAUCCGAGAUGGUGACGUAUGGUCGGCAGAGACCAGGUAUAGAGUCGUCAGGGAGAACAGAGACCUAGGUUGUGCACUUGUAGAGCUUCAACCUUUAAGAGUGAGAAGGCAUCAGCUUCAGGUCCAGAUGACCAAUGAACUAUGUCCAAUCUUAGGUGACCAUACGUACUCGCAUCAGGUCAAGACAAUUCUUGGCAAUCCCGUCCUCAUGGAUCCUCAUAAAUCACUAGCCACCCAUGGCAUCCAGGUUCUGAGACCAGGUAUGAGGAAGGCCCUGUCCAUGACCAACCAACAGGUGUCUUAUCUUCCACUCUUCCUUCACCUUCAUCGUGUGGUCCUACCAGAGUGGGCUGGUCAUCGGGACGUUGCCAUCGAAGCGCCUCUGCCAAUUCACUUUACCAGAGCUCUGAAGGAACUUGGGCUUGUUGAGAAACUGAAGCAGCUGUCCUAUUCUGCCAGGUGAAUGAAAUUUGAAAAGUGGCUAGGAAAUCAGCUAGAAGGAUUGUUAUUGGACAAAAUGGUUUUGCUGGUCAUCAGAAGCGCUUCUGCCAAUGCACUUCUCCAUAGCUCUGAAGAAACUUGGGCAUGUUGGGAAACUGAAGCAGCUAUCCUGUAUUUUGAAGAGAAGCUAAGAUAUCAGCUGGGACUGUUGUCAUUGGAUGAAGUGGUAGUCAUCAAGAUGUUACCAUACGUGUACAAGGUUCUCUGCCUUUGUACCUAGAGCUCUGAAGGAAAUUGGGCUUGUCAUGAUCUGAAAGCAGCUGUCCUUU
This is a messenger RNA of Lytechinus variegatus (green sea urchin), 1572 nucleotides long. It is a transcript of the gene rpusd3, whose product is annotated as mitochondrial mRNA pseudouridine synthase RPUSD3-like. NCBI's taxonomy places the organism in Eukaryota, Metazoa, Echinodermata, Echinoidea, Temnopleuroida, Toxopneustidae. Gene Ontology annotation, molecular function: pseudouridine synthase activity; RNA binding. The record is from RefSeq and is a predicted model, not a curated record. Gene Ontology annotation, biological process: pseudouridine synthesis. The transcript is spliced from 8 exons. Bases 162 to 1265 code for a protein of 367 amino acids.